Messenger RNA from Malaya genurostris, 17104 nucleotides. RefSeq lists its product as uncharacterized. Bases 260 to 3508 code for a protein of 1082 amino acids. The transcript is spliced from 9 exons. Gene Ontology annotation, molecular function: protein binding. The record is from RefSeq and is a predicted model, not a curated record. NCBI's taxonomy places the organism in Eukaryota, Metazoa, Arthropoda, Insecta, Diptera, Culicidae.
UUCGUUCUUAAACAGAAACAAUCAUUGUACGGAGCAUCUUUUCCUGGCGUUUUUUCGAAGUGAUUAACUUGCUUUGUGUUCAGCACUUGCUAUUUCGGCAUAUUUCAUUUUUCUAAAAGCUCUAAAAAGUUACUAGAAAGUAUUAUCACGCCGUUAACAGUAAUGAGAAGCUAAUAUAAAAGGAUAGAAAAAAUCGCAUACAUUUAGGAGAGUGACUCAGACUCCGCCUCUUGGAAGGACAGUACGGAUUUGAUACAAGAUGGAGAAUCUGAACUUUCCACCGGUGGAAUUCAAUCGGCCCGAUUGUUCCGACAGCAGUAAAACUGUCUUCCAGGAGUUUGCGAUUGUGCUUCACAAUUUUCACCUUUUCGAGUCUAUUCCGACGGGCAAAUGGCUGUCACUGUUGCAGGAAAAGGCGCUCGUUAGACGGAAAACCAACACUAGAGAAGCGGACCGACUCCAUCACCUUUCGGAGCAGUUAGCCGAGAAUGACGAGCUGGAUAAAGCAAUGAUUCAUAUAACGCAAGCACUGUAUCGCUGCCCACCAGACAGUAUCCUAGCGAAGGCUAUCCUAUGCCAGAAGGGGGAAUUGCUCCGAAGAAAAGAGCGAAUACAAGACGCAAUCCGACAUCUAGAGCAUUGUCUGCAGAUUGAAGGGGAACGAUUUUCGUUCGGGACGUAUCUGUGUUUGCUACGUUGCUACAAGGCGAUGGGGAAUGCGAUGAAGGUGCGGACGACUCUGGGUCGCUGUGCCACUUUCUUCAAUCGCUGGAAGGACGAAUUUCAGCGGUACGAUUCGCAGUUGAAAAACGAACCGGAUGUACACAUGGAAGAAAUGAAGAAAGAGUUUGAUCUUCACGCAAAUUGCAUUCCUAUCGAAAUUAUGAACGAUAAAAGCUUUCGAAAUGAACCAGCAGUACAGGACGACUACGAAGAGGAUAUUGAGCUGGAACCGUUCAUGGGCUUUUCUACAGACAGCAAACUGUGUGGUGCUUCUAGAGCUUGCAGUUUGAACUUGAAUGAAAAAUUUCCUAAGUUGGUGGCUAAUUCGUUUAUUCCAGAAGGAUCGAUUGUUCUUAUUGAGCGUCCACUAGCAUCUCAUUUGGAAUUCUCUAAGGUGCAGUGUUAUACUUGCCAUGUUGUUCACCCUCAUCUAAUACCCUGCUUCAACUGCCAAGGUGUGUUCUACUGUUCCUACGAGUGCCAACGGAAAGACGCCGGUUAUCACAAAUUCGAAUGCCGUGGUUACCAACUGUUGUUUUUUCCUCUAGUCAAUGGAAACUUGGAGCUGCGAAUGCUCAUCAGAACCUUGAACACACUCAAGCGAGUGCUGGCAGUUAAACCUGUUUCGGUUCUCAAAAACCCCAGAACGGCAGAGGAGCUGUACAAGCUACUCUUGGAAGGUCGCGAACCUUUCGCUGACCUGUUCAAUGCUCUGAUAGUUAAGCUGGACUAUUCCAGAUUUCGAGCGGAGGACUUCGAUGCGCUUAUGAUUAAGACGGAAAAAUUGCUCAGCUAUAUCAAAUUAGACGGACAGCUCAAGCGGUUAUAUUUUGCACAAUGGAAGCACUUUGACGAUUUUCAGUUCGAUAUCUUUGUCAGCGGACUGUUGUUGCACUUCUGUACCUUAACCAUGAAUAAAGUAAGCCGACUGUCGUUCGACAUUCCAGCAACAGAUGAUUUUGUUGGGCGCGUUCAGGAGAACGUUGGUAUCGGCAAUAAUUAUGAACAGGAACCACUGAAAAAAACUGUACUGGAAACGUUGGAGCGGUAUGGCAAGGAGUAUUCAAAACGAAACUCAAUCGAUACGGCUCUGUUAAGGGAAGGAGUUUGGAGUCAUCUGGAGAUGCUUCGCACCGAAUAUGAAGACAGUAGGAAACUGGAAGAAUCGGAUGCCAACUCGUGUCAUCAGGUGUGGACUCGGGUGAACGUGAAACGACUAUGGCAACGAUGUCUGGAUGGUGCCCAGUUGGAUGCGGACCGUCGGCAGCAACGACAGAAACCGUCCGACGAGGAUAUAGUUUCGAAAGCGCUGCUACGGUUCUUCGAUGCGUAUUUCGAUCAUUUCGGGGAAAUUCCUAUGUGCAGCCGAACGCGGACGUUUCCGAAUGUGAUGCGAGCCUUUUAUUCGACGGGGAUGAAACUGAAGCAUUCGUGUGGACCAAAUCUUUUCUUUGCAAUGAUUUCAAACGGUCUAUUCGUUGUCCGCGCCAGACGAGACAUUAAAAAAGGCGAAGAACUUACGCUUAAUCAUGGUCCACACUACAAAGAAGCAUCCCGCGAUAAGCGCCGGAGUUAUCUACGUAAAAUCUACAUCAAUUGUGAUUGCACUCAGUGUGGUGUCCUUGAUGAUCAUUGGAUUCAAUACCAACGCAUCAAAUGUGAAUAUUGUUUGUUCAAGCCAGCACCCUCCAACCCGUGUCCCGAGUGUAAACACGUCAAGGAGUUGUCAUGGGAAAUGGAAAUUCUAAUACAGCAGCUGCAGGAUCUGGAAUUAAAUCUAUCGAAAAAUUCACUUCCUCAGCUGUUGCCGCUAACGGCUUUGGGUCGUACGGCCGGUGGCUUGCAAACGGCCACUGCUUCCGGUAAGCGUAAAGUCGAGUUACUCCUUUUUUUCGAACGCAUUUGGCAGAUGGUGUACGUCGAUGCAAGCAACAUACCGCUGUACAAUAACCUAAAGGAACAGCUGUCCUGCUUUGCGGAGGAGGUAAUUCGAGAUGCUGUCGACGAAGUGUAUGUUUUGCUGAAGCGCUGUAAGGACGUGAUCGACACGUUGUUCCCACAUAUGAGUGUACAGGUAGCAAACGAAUAUGAGCUGGUAGUUCGGCGGGCUGUGAAGUAUAUGGUACCAGCGAAAUUUCUCGGCGUGGAUCGUAGUCAGGUUUAUCGGACCUUUGAUCUGGCUUAUUCGAUGAUAAAGCACGCAUUCCUUAUCCUAGAAUCACACUUUCUGUACGACGACGAAAGCUAUCGAAAGUUGACGGUAGUGGAACACUCGCUGCGGUUAUUCGAGGAAAACUUGCGUGUGAAUGGUGCUAAGGAAGACGCCGAACUUUUUCUUUCGUUGACUAAACCUGUAAAAAGAAAGAAAGAUCCAUCAAGUGUAAAGAAACGGGAGCUAAAACAAUCCAACGGCAAAUCCUCCAAAGAAACAAAACCAUCGGAUGACAUUCAGGACACUAUCAGUGAGCUGAAGCAAGCCAGUGCUGAAACAAAGUCCGCUCUCCUGCGAAAUGGAAAGCUACCAAAUGGUAUUAGUACAAAGAAUAUCCCAAACGGUGCUAACAGUUGUAAUACAAGCAGCAGUAGUAGUUGCAGUAGUAGCAAUGGUAGUGGUGACAUCGUUAAAACCAUGUUGGUACUUGAUGCCGACACUGAGAUUGUGGACGGGGUGACGACAGAGAUGCAAACUGAAUCAAAGCAAAAGACAGGUAAAAUCUCCAAACGCAAAGAAACCGGAGCAAUUCCAAAACCGAGCCGAACAACGAAACAUCAUCGUAAAGUUUGAGAAAAGACAUCGUAUUCCUGGUAAGCUUCGAAUAUGUUGUUUUAUUUUGUGUGUGCGUUCUCCGAUGAGCUGUCCCGGAGCUUAGAACGUGUUACUUCGAUACCAUUCCUGUUUUAAUGUUUAGGUUCAUAUUUUAAUGUUUCGAAUCAUUACCAAACCCGACAGAACAGGCGUUGAUCUAUUAAUUAUCGAAUCAGUAGUCUAUCGUACAAAUACUUAUCAAAUAUAAACGAUCAUAGUCACGCUUAAAUAGAUGUAGUGAAGCUAAAGAUACCCAGAAAAAUCGAACACACGUUCAAUUCUUCUUAGUUGAUAACCUAACAAAAAAAACCUUGGAAGUGCUGUUGCUGCAGAACAAUUCUAUACUGUACUUAAUUUGAACUAUACUCAUCGUAUAUUGAUCCCUCAUAAUAUAAAAACAAAAAACGAACUAUUUUUUCUAAAAUCAAGUUUUUACUAAAUUUCCAUUUGUUUCCGACCAAUUUUUGCGUCACGUGUGACGACGAAUCUCACUACAGGAUAGGCCAUUUUUGUGCACUACGAGAAGUCGAUUUGGAUCGAUGGGCUUUCUUAGGUGUUUUAUCGUUACGUCAAAAUUGAACGAACAGCAGUACUGUCUCCAUGGAUUGCACAUUAUGUUAAACCAAGUAGCCCUGCGAGCAUAUGAACAGUACUGCUGAAUUGUCAAAUAAAUUGAGGUUAGCAGUGAUGUUAAAAAAAACUUAAUUGCUCCCAAGUAACCCUCUGACGCUAUUAGGGUUUGCACGAAAAUGACAGGAUGGACAUCCUUUGACAGCUAUCAGUGGUUUGUUUACAUGUUCAUUCCAUUCUUUUCCAUGAUAUUCCCGGUACAUUCAACAAUGUUCCUUUUUUUACGGUGUUGAAAAACCAUGUCAAACGAUGAAUUUGAUUCAUCGGCAGUUCAUUGAUGUCGUAAUCGUGCAAAACCUGAUUCUUGUAUCAUUCGAUUGUGUUCCUUGUUAUUCUUGUAUAAUACCAUUCGGUACUAACAUGUGAUUAGGGCAUAUCGUGCGAUAUGCCCUUUUGAAAGUUACGAAAAAUAAUGCUCAUUACUCAAGUUUUAAACAUUAAAUUCAAGCAUAUUGCGCACAAUUUCGUAGAUUGGGCUUCUAUCUACGAGAUUAUAUCGAUUGUUGUAUAAAUGAAGGUUGUAUAGUCGAGCAAUGAGCAUUAUAUUUUGUAACAUUCGCAAGGCCCUAUCGUGCGAUAUGCCCAAAUCACAUGUUACUACCGCAUUGUGUUCGUUGUCAUUUCAGUGCAAACAAAUCACCGAUUGCUGUCACUUUAGGUGGUUUGUUUGCACUGGAAUGACAAAAACAUAAUGAAAUGAUUCAAGAAUAACAUAGAACAGAAUGGAAUAAUACGGAAUAAGCAUGUAAACAAACCAUCAUUUUGUGAGAUUAUGUCUUUUUCGUGCAAAACCUUAUUAGGUUUUGCAUGAUAACGACACAAAUGGAAUGUCGACGAAUCAAAUUCAUCUUUAAGAACUAUUAGGUUUUGCACGAUGGCCACUCGAAUGCACUACCGAUGAACUGACGACGAAUCAAAUUCAUCUUUUGACAGCUAUCAGUACAUAUCUAUUAACACGUAUUCAAAUUAGAAUGAACGCAAUGAACACCUGAACAAACCACUGAUAGUUGUCAAAAUUGAUUGAUUUUUUAAGGUUAUGUCAUGUUCGUGCAAAAUCUAAUUAGGUUUUGCUCGAACAUGACAUAACCUCACAAAAAUGAACAGAAUGAACUUUUUUUGACAGUCGACGUGUACUUGUUUACAGUUUAAAAGUUCAUCGUUCGAAUGUAUAAUUUGCAAGUCGCCUCAUACUCAACAGAUUCAUACAUAUAUCGCUCCUUGAUGCUGGAAACACAUUCAGGGCAAUCUUUUUAGUUAUUUUCACAAUGGAAUACGUUGUUAACAGGCACUUUUUCGUAAUUUUUUUCAAUUUUUAACUUGCAGUCGCAAAACAAAACAAGUACACGGCAACUGUCAAAGAUGAACUUGAUUCAUCGGCAGUUCAUUUGUGUCGUAAUCGUGCAAAACCUAAUUAGGUUUUGCACGAACAUGGCAUAACCUCAUAAAAAUGAACAGAAUGAACUUUUAAACUGUAAACAAGUACACGUCGACUGUAAAAAAUAGUUCAUUCUGUUCAUUUUUGUGAGGUUAUUAGGUUUUGCACGAACAUGACAUAACCUCACAAAAAUGAACAGAAUGAACUUUUUUGACAGUCGACGUGUACUUGUUUACAGUUUAAAAGUUCAUCGUUCGAAUGUAUAAUUUGCAAGUCGCCUCAUACUCAACAGAUUCAUACAUAUAUCGCUCCUUGAUGCUGGAAACACAUUCAGGGCAAUCUUUUUAGUUAUUUUCACAAUGGAAUACGUUGUUAACAGGCACUUUUUCGUAAUUUUUUUCAAUUUUUAACUUGCAGUCGCAAAACAAAACAAGUACACGGCAACUGUCAAAGAUGAACUUGAUUCAUCGGCAGUUCAUUUGUGUCGUAAUCGUGCAAAACCUAAUUAGGUUUUGCACGAACAUGGCAUAACCUCAUAAAAAUGAACAGAAUGAACUUUUAAACUGUAAACAAGUACACGUCGACUGUAAAAAAUAGUUCAUUCUGUUCAUUUUUGUGAGGUUAUUAGGUUUUGCACGAACAUGACAUAACCUCACAAAAAUGAACAGAAUGAACUUUUUUUGACAGUCGACGUGUACUUGUUUACAGUUUAAAAGUUCAUCGUUCGAAUGUAUAAUUUGCAAGUCGCCUCAUACUCAACAGAUUCAUACAUAUAUCGCUCCUUGAUGCUGGAAACACAUUCAGGGCAAUCUUUUUAGUUAUUUUCACAAUGGAAUACGUUGUUAACAGGCACUUUUUCGUAAUUUUUUUCAAUUUUUAACUUGCAGUCGCAAAACAAAACAAGUACACGGCAACUGUCAAAGAUGAACUUGAUUCAUCGGCAGUUCAUUUGUGUCGUAAUCGUGCAAAACCUAAUGUCAUGUUCGUGCAAAACCUAAUUGAACUACCGAUGAAUCAAGUUCAUCUUUGACAGCUGCCGGUGGUUUGUUUUGUUUUUCGACUGUAAAUCAAAAAUUGAAAAAUGACGAACAAGUGCCUGUUAAAAACAUGUUGCACAGCGAAAAGAACUAAAAAGAUUGCUUUGUAUGCGUUUCCAGCAUCAAGGAGCGAUAUUUAUAUAAAACUGUUUAGUGUGAGGCGACUUGCAAUUUUUAAGUUCAAAGAGGUUCAUCACCUCUGAUAAACUUUCAAACUAUAAACAAACCAGCGGCGGCUGUUAUAAAAAGUUAAUUCUGUUCAUUUGGUGAGGUUAUGUCAUGUUCGUGUAAAACCUAAUAACACGUAUUCAAAUUAGAAUGAACACAUAAACAAACCUUGACAGUUCAGCGGUACUGUUUACAAACAUACUCAAAGAAAAAUAGAAGUGCACAUCUUAAACAAUCAUCUUUACACUUUGCAACUAGUCACUUUUAUUUAAUAAAUCUCAAAAACUAACCGUAUCCAAUCGUCAACAAAUGUUUACUCUAUUUAGGUGAUAUGGACCGUAAAUGCUCUCAUUCAAUUUGUCAACAGAGGUUAACAGUGACGGUAAAAAACCUAAUAAUGCGAUGAGAUCAAUAAUUCAUUCGCCGGGUUGUGAGAUUUGUCAUUUCGCGUCAUUUAAUACAUAGUUCUUGGUAUCAUAGUGAUAAAUCCGGAAAUAUUGCUGAGAAACAAGAAAAAAAUCACUAGCCAACUUUGCAGAUUAAUAUAGUUUUGAUAGCUCGAAUUGUAAAAGUUUCAGUAAAUAACUUCGCUAUAUAGUUUAAGGCUUAACAAAACGUCAGAUCUUAUUGACUUUUUCGAAAGGCCUCAUCUGCUAAAUGACAGCUUCUUUUUGUUUACUAUUAUUAACUGAUUGGCCGUUUCCAUGUUUGCUUCAACUAAUUUUGAUAUAAAUUAAGCCCUGAACUUGAAAAUGGAAUGAAAAUCUUUUACAAUAGAAAGUAAACAAAUGGAGGAUCUCACUUGCCGGUGCAGUUGUUUGGAAAAAGCAUCGAAAUAUCCUCAUAAGAGAACACGCUUCUUUUGCUUGCUAUUCCGUCAAUAUCUCGGUUAAUUUUAAAAAUAGUGCCAUAAAGAUUGAAAGAUAGAAAAAACAGAGUUAUUGACAGAACAACUUUUAACGUAGGACUACGUGUUUGUUUUUUAUAUAGGGGUGCAAACUCAAAGUUCAAAGGUAAUCAAAACCGUACAAACAGUGAUCAGGUUUCGAAUAUCUACCAUGUGUGCAAGUAUUUCAAUGUCUCUUAAAAUAAAUUAGGUAUAUUUCGAAACAAAAGCGCUAUUUUGUUAGCUGGACUCUCCUCUUCAAAACGAAAAAGCAAAGUCUUGGUAUUGUAAUUAUUUUGUGGCUUUUAAUCUUUUGUUUCGAUAGACUUCGCAGUCGAUCCAUAGCGUACAGAACCAUUGUAUGACUGGUGCUACAAUCCUACUGACACUAAGAAUCCUUCCAGGUCGGGUCUCGAGCGUACAACAACUGCCUUUUAAGACCAUUGUUCUGUUUGUUUGCUUGAUUUCGAGCUUGAUGUCGUAUUAACCAUGUCGAGUCUCGAUCUAAAGAAGAGCAUUUGCGUCAUUUGCUUCUUUAAUCAAAAGAAAAAGGCAUCGGUAAGUCAUCGAAAUCCUGAAGAGACUUAUGACAAACUUUCCCCAACCGUCAAUACUGUGAACGCUGGUUUUAACGUUUGAAAACAGGCGAUUGUUACCAGUUUGAAGUUGACAUAUUACCACCACUAGCAGCAGUGGUGCUAGAUGUAUUAAAGAAUAAGCCACUGUUCGGACUUUGUGCCGGUUUUCCUUUAAUAACUUUUUCUACAAACGUCUGGUUGUUUUGCGGUCUUCUAAAGUUUUCUUCCUCGUUAAAUUUCCUACGAAAAUAACACAUGCACUGAUUUUUAGAGUUCAUAGGUUGAUCUCCAGCCGAUUUUUUUUGUAAAAACUGAACAAAUUCCCAUACAAACUUUAAACCUCGGGCGCGAAAAUAUAGUUUCUCAUAUCGAGCUAAAAUUUUGCAUGGUGCUUAUAAGACCCAAAAGGAACAGGAAAACCUACUGUAUAUCCUCACCAUUUGCUGUUACCUCUGGAGUUCCUCGAGGAGGUCAUCUUGGACCGUUUAUAUUUUUAUUGCAUCUCAACGAUCCAAAAUUUUUCGAUGAAGUGUAUAAAACUAUCGUUCGACGAUGACUAAAAUAUUUCAUAUAAUCAAAUCUGCAGCUGACUCAGAGUUUCUACAAAAACAAUUAUUUAAUUCAACUAAUUGGUGUAACAUAAACCAAAUGGUUUCAAAUGGCUCUAAAUGCCCCGUUAUCUUUUUUAGUUGCAAAAAGUCUGUAUUCAAGUUCGAGUAUAAUAUUUCACUAACUGUUCUCGAACACGCAUUGUCUGUGUGUUCUUCUGGAUUCUAAGUUAAAUUUUAAGGAGCACAUAGAGUUCACUAUCUCCAAAGCCUCUAUGCUAUUAGUAUUUAUUUUCCACGUUACUAAAAAUCCUCUAAUGUAAGCUACUUGUAAGCUCUGUAUUGCGCUUUAGUUCGCUCAACUCUCGAAUAUGCUGCUGUUAUCUGGUUACCUUAUUACCAAAACGAUAUCUAACGCAUUGAAGCGAUUCAACGCAAAUUCUUCCGAUUCGCUCUCCGACGUCUUCCAUGGGGAUAUCCUUUAAACCUACCAAUAUACCAUGACCGCUGCAAACUGAUUGGUCUCGAUUUAUUAUCUGUCCUUCGCAAUGUUUGUAAGGCUAGUUUUGUGGCAGACCUACUUCAGUCGCGAAUCGAUUGCUCCGAGCUUGCAAUUGUUACAAUUAGACAUGUGACGUCAUAAUCUUCGAUCUUAUUUUGUCUUCGGAUUUCCUAUGCUAGAACUAAUUAUGGAUACAACGAGUCCAUUACUAGCAUGUGCGCAUAUUUAACAAAUGUUUCAAAUCUUUCAUUUAUAUCACGUAAUGUUAUCAAGAAAUCGUUCCUCAUGUUAUUGUCUCAUUUGGAUGACCGUAUUUUGUUGAUGCAAGAGAUGAUGAGGUUUUUUUCAUACUGGAGAGCAAGUUUUAACUAAAUAAAAUAAUAAAAGAUGAGAAGGAAAAGAAAGACAUUCAGAGUAAAAAUCGACAACAGGAGAAGGCGCUGUCUCGGAAAACUAAAGUUAAACAUGAGGCGAUAAAUAAUUGAAACUGAAAUUAAAGAUAGUAACUGAUGAUGUGGCCUACUUUAAAAUUCUUCUUACCGAGAAGGACAAGCUUGCCGAGAAAGACAAUCUUGAAACAAAGAAAAAUGUUUUCGCUGAAAUCUGUUAAGCUUCUUUCAAAAUGACAAAAUUGUGGGCAAUUUUAUUUUCACUUUUACAUUUCCGUACAUCAGAGAGUAAAUAUUAACUAAGAACAUCAAAAAAGAUGUAGAAUUAAAAUGAAAUCGUUCUCAUGGGGUUUCUCAAAGUGACGUGCGGACUUAUUUAUUGUAUUUAUAUGACAAACUUAUGCAGAUUUUUAUAUUAUAUUCAAGAGGAUUUUCAAGUUCUGCAUAAAAAUAGUGGUGUAAACGACUUCGCGCGUUUUGAUUUCGAAUUUUUUCGUAACAACCCUGCAUUUCGUAUAACAUGCAUGUGGCAAAUUAAACACACACAACCUGAUUCUUUUAUGGAAUUUACAAUGGAUUCCAAACUAUUAAAGGUUUUUCUUUAUUUGAAAUUUAUAAUUUGGCAACAGAAUAAUCAACUGCGUAACAGUCCGUAAUAUCUGUUCAAAAUUUUCCAUUGUACUACUCUUCAAAGUGUGUGUUCAUACAGGAAGAGGCAGGCAAGCAGGACAGACAGGUUCAUACAGGAAGAGCCAGGCCACCCAAGUAACCAAUAAGCAUAAAACGUUGUCGUAUCUUUGUUUUAUAUACACUGAAGUCUUUUUUAUGCGAGUUUACGUACCGCAUAAAAAACCGCAUAACUCUGAAAAUCCGCAUAAAAACCCGCAUAACUCUGAAACUUCGCAUAAAAAAACCACAUAAUUCUGAAACUUCGCAUAAAAAAACGCAGAAGGGAAACCGCAUAACUCUGAAAAUUCGCAUAAAAAAAUCAAAAUAUUUGAUUAUUCAAUUUUAAAUUAUAUCCGUUUUUCAUUAUAGUAGUUUUGGAGUAUCAUUAACCGAAUAACCGAAUUCCAGGAAUUCGGUGGAGCUCUAAAUUUGUUUCAUAAAAUUGUACUUUUCUCCAAUCCAUUAUAAUCGAAGGUACAAUUAGAGCAAUUUCUUCGUUGCUGUUUGAUACUUUUCAUUUAUAUUUCCACUUUUAAAUGUUUUAUCCUCGUUCAUGUUAUGUUUUCGGCAAACUGAACUCUAAAAACUUGUUUUAAUCCACCUAGUGGUGUAAUGAUGCCUUUCACAUAUCAAUCAUACAAUCAUAUAUAAUACUGUGGUAUUCUUAAAAAUAAUUUUCUUCGAUUCUUAAAAGAAUAACCGAAAUAGGUUUGUUUGACCGUAUACUGAUAAAAACUAUCAAUUUGAUUUGAGGUCGAUUUAGAAAACUUUUUAAGGUUUUUCCCCAUUUUCAGUGAUGGUAUAUAAUUUUUGAACCCACUUUAUCCUAUAUUUCCGAAAUUCAGGAAUUACGUAUGGGACUACAGGACCUUUCAUUUAACUUUAAUAUAACUUGACUGCCAUAUAGAUUACUAUACGACAUUUUUGCCGUAUCAGUGCUGAUUUCAUGCCAAUUCAGUGAUAUCAUUUAAUGCUUAUGGUUACUUGAGAAAACUAUUAUGCAAUUAUUUUCGAAAGUACAUUUCGUACAAUUACUAAUAAGUGUGGAACACAACAAACUUUGCUGUAUAAAUAUUCCAAACAAUAAAUUAACAGUGAUUUAGACAAUAGUUGAAUAGUCCUACGUUAACAGCUCAAACAGCGUCAUAAGUCUGUCCGUUUCAGUUUUAUCAUUGAGUAAAGUUAUUGCGAUGACAACUUACAUGACUUUUAAGGAAGAAUAUUCUAAUUAUUAAUCAUAACAGCUCCGGCUACACUUUCUCGAAUUUAGGUAUUAUUAAAGAAUAGUUUUCUAUUUUACACCACUUUAAAAAAGUAGAAUUGCUACUUUUUCUUAAGUUUAUAAUCGGAAAUGCUGACGUAAAUAGAUCACAAGUUGAUACGAUAAAAUAUUAGGCUCGGGACAAAAAAAUGAAUGAACUUUUUAAAGUAAAAUUUCAUUUCCAAUUUCACUGUUCAUCAGUAUUAACUGAGAUGUUGAUGUUUGGAUUGAACCGGGAGUUUUAUUUAAACUAGACAAACUUGAAAUUUCUACUAGAAUUAGGUGUCUUAAAUUUCUUAAAGACUGCACUACUUAAAAGUUGGCCGUGCAGAAUGGGUUUUGAUCUAAAAGAAAGCAGCAUACAAAAAUUCCAAGGAUAUGAAAGGUAUUUUAUAUAGCUUUAAAAAACAAGUUGUUGGUCAGCUCUUCAAUUUUCCCAUUUCUUCAAAUUUCGCUUGACAACUGCUCAACAUUUUUCGACUGGAUGAAAAUCUGAACAAUUGGGUGAAUUCAUAUUUUUUCGAUAAAAUCAUCGAAUUUAAUUCACUUAUACCAUUCGCUGCCAUCUCAAUUGUAGUAGCAACUAACUAAACCAGGCCUGAACUUUACGGGUCCAUUGUGUGAUCGAAUGAAAGACAAGAUCCUCGUUUGGAUAUACUCCUCCUUGACGCUCCAGUGAUGUUCGCUUCCCUCAACUUUAUAUGCCUUGCCAAAUCACCAAAUUGCGAGCAAAUUUUAAUUUGAAAGAUGCAUUUAAAUUUGAACGAAGCAACUCAUUUAAGAUGAUGAAACUAUAUAAAAAUACAUUCGUUUUAUUUGGCAACAAGGGGUAUUUGUAGCACAACACGAUACGACUGAGAUCCUUCCUCUAUUUAUAUUGAAUACAACGAAAUUUUAACGGGUUUCGUUUAUAUUUACUUUUCUAAAUAAUAUAAAAAUUCUUUGACUUUGGAAUCCUCUGUUCCGGAUUGGGAAAUUUAUGAGUUUAUCAGACAGAAAUUCAUACACUGUGCGCAUCAAAAUGACACGAACGUUACUUAACAUAUUGCUGACAACAACGCCACCACAAAAAAAAGCGUUGGCUUCAGGAAUCAAAAUAACAGACAGCGUUAAACAAAAUCUUAUCGUUUUUUAAGUGGGGGUUUCUCGACUACUACUCACAUUACCAGCUCGGAAAGAAUUCCGAAACAAAUCCCAGCUGAGCGAAAAAUGUUCAUUCAAAAUUGAUUAAUGUGAAAUUCAGUAUGAGCCCCGAAUUUAUAAGGACUCUAAUGGCGUUUUUCAUUGACAAACACUGGUGGCGUGGAUUGCUCUGGUUUUGCACUUUCGAGCAGAAAUCGCAAUGAAACACCGUCAAAAUGUUGCAUUUCUGCUCGAAAGUGCAAAAUCAGAGCAAUCCACGCCACCAGUCUUUUUCAAUGAAAAACGGCAUAACACUAACAAACCAAUUUUCACGAAUCUUUUUUCCUUAUCGAAAAAUUAUUUACAUAUUUUACUUCCAACAAAAAAAAAACAAGAAAACGCUUAAAAUACAAACUGGAACAGUACCCGCAUGAUCGUUUAUUUUUAGGAUCGGUUUGUUGUUUUUUCAUGAAGAGAUCAACUGAUUUUUAUUCUACUCGAAAUACAAUAUUUAAAUAACAUUCAAAAACCCUGCACAUACUCCAAAAAUAAUGUUUCUACGCAGUAAAAUUAAGAAAAUGAACAAAUUUUUUAAAUAGUUUUGGAAACAAACCUAGUCGAAAGUAUAUCAAGACGGUGAAACUCCAUUCUUGAUAAAGACAUACUAAGGCUGUGAACUAUUUCGCAAAUGAUGUAACUUUUGAUUAAAAUCUGAAAUAUCUAGUUCUAGGAACUCGAUUGGGUAGUCUAUACACUAGAAAAAAAAAGCUUUUUCAAGAAUUAAUCUGAACAAUAUAAUUAUGAAAGGAAAACACUACCGAAAUUAUAUUACAUUUUCACUUUCAAUUGACACUAAGUAAAUGUGGAAAUACUAAGUUUAAAAUAAAAUAAUUAAAUAAAUUGUAACUGUUUUAUUUUUCAAAAGACACGCAUCGCAUCAACGUCGAUGCGUUUUAAAUAACAGGUUUAAAAUGAAAAUAUUGAAUAAGGAAUCUCGUUACUUUUCUUUAAUUAUAUUCAUUUUUGGUCAAUUUUUGAAUUCUUGAAAAUGCUCAAUCGAGUUACGGCACUUUUUUCCGACAUCAGAUUUCUUCCAAUGACGGAAAUUUCUAUGGUAACAAAAAUAACCCGGAUUUAAAAAAAAACAGUCUUGAGUCAAAUUGCUCUCUCCAUCAGCGCAAAACAAAUGGUAUGUCACACUGAAAUUGUGUAUGAAGUUUCAUCCAAAUCGAAGAAUGUCGAUCCUGAUUUUGCCACCUUUUCUGUUGUUAAUUUCUGGAAUUGCUUUAUAGUUAUUUUUUAUCGUAUUGUUGGAUUUGACUCAAACUACGAAGCACUCUAAAAUUUGACGACCGGAAACUUAUUUGACUGCACUGUAAAUAAAAUGAUAACAAGUAGUAUAGUAUUUGCAAUUGCGAGAGCAUAAAAGAGACUUACUUCUUGUUGCGGUAUUAUUUUGAACGGAUUUCCUCAGUUUUUAAUCUAACUGCCAAAAACAACCAUGCUCUCGAGUUGCUUUAUUUUUUAACAACGGAGAAAAUUAACGUCUGAUCUGUCAGAUUUUAACUAGAAGCUAAUAUUAUUUUGUCCCGGGUCGGCGGUUCAAUGCUUAGAAUGCUGGUCUUACAAACCAGUUGUCGUAUGUUCGAUUCCCGAUCUGGAAGGAUUCGUAGUGUCAGUAGAAUCGUAGCAAUCAGCCAUGCAAUGGUUCUGUACAGGCCCGUACCCAGGAUUUCGUUUCGGGAGGGGCCCAAAGAUAAAAAAAUAAUGUUACUGAAGAUUGCUGAUGUACCUAAUUCUCGGUGUCCCUUUUGUGGGUGUUUUAAUGGACACUUUAAACUUUUCCACUGGAACUAUUAUUGUAUUACAUUUCUUUACGUUUACUAUCUUGUUAUUUCUGUAACACAUGUCUGAGACCUUCUAAAUAAUUAUAUAUUUGUUUUUGAUUUCGGGAGGGGCCAGGGCCCCUCGGGCCUCCCCUCUGGGUACGUGACUGGUUCUGUACACUCUGAAUCGGCUGCGAAGUCUGUUAAAACAGAAGGUCAAAUUCCACUACAGGAAUGUAAUACCAAGGCUUUGCUUUUAAUAUUAUUCACGAAAAGGUUUACAGGCCAAGAUAUUUUUUUCCUUUGCUUUGUUUUCACGGUUCUAUCAUAGACAGGGAUAUUUCUCAGACUUGAACAAACAUCGCGUGCACUUUAUUUGGGCAUAGAUCGUGUUGAACUUUGGUCUGCUUUAUUUACCGAUUCCGAUGUGGUUAACAAGAAAAAACCAUUCAUAUGCAAGUGAUAUCCAUAUGGUUCUGUUUUAGUUGCGUAGGGCUCUGGUUUCCAGAGUCCCAGCUGGCGUAUGGUCGCGUUACGACCAGGAAGGACUUUGAGGGUUAGUAGGAUUAGCCAUGAAAUGGUUCUGUACGCCAGAAAUUGGCUGCGUAAUCGGUAGGAAUCGAUGGUCAAAUUCCACACAAAGAAAGUCAUAAUAAGCCUUUGCUUUUUACCAGUUGAUAAAUAACGAAACAAUCCUAGUGAAAUAACGAAUACGAUCUUAAUUUGAUUGUAACUAUUCAAAAGCUACACAAUCAACAUACAUAGAACGGUUCAAUGCAGUUAUACCCAUGAUACAUUAUUAUUAACUAUACUGUUCUCGCUUUUACUGAAAACUAAUCAGAACAUACAGGGAAUCCAAUAUUUCAUUACAUAAUUUAAAUUUUUUUAGCAUUAUUUCAUUUCUUAAUGUUUUUGUUUUGUUUCUUUUCCACGUAUCGUUAUAGUAUGGUUUCAGUUAGUCUAAAUAUUUUAUUUCGCCUAUGUUUAAAAGUAGUUCAGUUGUAAAUUAGUUUAACAUUUAUUCUAGAUAUUUUACUCAAACAACUUCAAUCAUUACAUUUGUACUGAUUUGCUUUGUAACUACGAAAUAGCUUACUCCGACGGAUAUAGUUCGCUCUAGACGCAAAAAUACCAAAGAACAGAGUGAGAUUACUCACGGAUCAUUGAGGAUGGCAGAGAAAUAUUCUAUUAUUCCCUCCAAUAAACGAUCCUAGUAUUAUCAAUACAUUAUAAUAAUCUACUAGCACCGCAUAUGACCACCGACAGGAUCAACAUCUAUACUGAAUAACCGAUUCUGUCUUUGCUUUUUCUUCUUAAAAUAUUCUUACAUGAGUGCUUGAUUGGAUGUUUUAUCACAACAAACGAAGUUUGACAAUUAUAGCUGAUUGAGUUAAUUGACUUUUUUCACGUUGUCGCGUGACUUAAUUUCAAUCCACGAACAAACCGCGAACCUAUUGGUUCGGACAGCUCAUAAUAGCUUACUGAUUGUGCUCGAACCACAAUCUGUGAAUAACGAAUAAACGAGAUCUAUAAAACAUUACACGUGCUUCUACAGCAGUGACGAAAGAAUUCCGAACAAACGGUAUACCAUUUCGGAACGAUUCUGCACUUUGCCAUUUUAUACUGUUUCUAUAAAAUCAAGCGUACGAAUGUAACCAAAAAACGAUGGGCCUGUUUGCUAACAUUUCAUAUCAAAGCUCCGUCGAUACACGUCAGUAUUAAAAAAAUGUCGGUAGUCAUGAGAAAUCGGAAUACAGAUUCUGUGCGUCAGUGAGUUUUGAUGUUCACCAAAAAUGCAUCAUAACUUAUCUGCUAGAUUUUCCGCAUGUAUCAUACACUGUUUGAUAUGCAUCAUCCGUAAGGCUAAAAAACUCGAGGAACUGUCAUAUAAUCGCACCAUAUAUAUUCUAACGAUAACUAUCGUAACUAAGUUAUCACCUAGCCAGCUAAUCAUAUAGCUGAGCUUAGCAACAUUCAUCGAAGUUCAGUUGCCGGAAAAUGUGUUACAUUGUACUACGCACAGCCAUAAUCAAUCAUCAUUACACUAAACAUAGCUAUAAAAUGACGUUAACAAAAAGGGUGAUUCUAAUCAUACAAUGUAUAGAAAAAGACAUUUGUUAAAGUUACGGCUAGAAAUAUUUAACUAAACACCAGUACAUGAUCUAGUGUAUUUUUUUUGCCCAAACCAGACAGUUGUUCACCUUGUUCUACCUUUGUACGGAAGUCGUGUGAGCUGCAAUGUUUUUACUGUGUGAAAUACCUGAUAGAUGUCACUAGUGGUAUGGUGGGAGGCGGGAGGGAUCUGUCGGGUAUUUUUCCAUGUAGAAAAAUUGCAGAAGGAGAACAUUGUUGGCACGGUUCCAGCUUCUAGGUAGUUAUCAAACGAACAAACUAAAAAUCACGUAUGAAGAGUGUGAGAUAGUGGCUUUUACCGAACCAAAUGCGAUUUGUUUUGUAUAUAUGUUAGCUAGGCAUAUUUUUCGUUGGUUUUAUUAGUAGGGUAAAUAAUUUAUUUAAAUUAAUAAUAUGAAGUGAGAAUGAGCUAGACGCGUUUCAAGGAAGCAUAUAAGUAAUACAAUGUUGG